Molecule: messenger RNA, 3982 nt
Organism: Chaetura pelagica (chimney swift)
Lineage: Eukaryota; Metazoa; Chordata; Aves; Apodiformes; Apodidae
Gene: PUM1
Product: pumilio RNA-binding family member 1
Exons: 21
Coding region: 6-3575 (1189 amino acids)
Biological process (GO): miRNA processing; regulation of mRNA stability
Cellular component (GO): cytoplasm; cytosol
Molecular function (GO): mRNA 3'-UTR binding
Source: RefSeq, a predicted model, not a curated record
GUGGAAUGAGCGUUGCGUGUGUUUUGAAGAGAAAAGCAGUACUCUGGCAGGACUCGUUCAGCCCCCACCUGAAGCAGCACGCUCAAGAUACAGCUAAUCCCACCAUGCCUGUUGUAUUGACAUCUGGAACAGGGUCCCAGGCUCAGCCACAGCCAGCUGCAAACCAGGCACUUGCAGCAGGGACACACUCCAGUCCUGUUCCUGGAUCCAUAGGAGUUGCAGGCCGCUCCCAGGACGACGCUAUGGUGGAUUACUUCUUCCAGAGGCAGCAUGGUGAGCAGCUUGGGGGAGGAGGAAGUGGUGGAGGCGGCUAUAAUAACAGCAAACAUCGCUGGCCUACUGGGGAUAACAUUCAUGCAGAACAUCAGGUGCGUUCCAUGGAUGAGCUGAAUCAUGAUUUUCAAGCGCUUGCUCUGGAAGGACGGGCUAUGGGAGAGCAGCUGUUGCCGGGUAAAAAGUUUUGGGAAUCUGAUGAUUCCAGCAAAGAUGGACCAAAAGGGAUAUUUCUGGGAGAUCAGUGGAGAGACAGUGCUUGGGGAACAUCAGAUCACUCUGUUUCCCAACCAAUUAUGGUUCAGAGAAGACCUGGUCAGGGGUUUCAUGUGAAUAGUGAAGUCAACUCAGUGCUUUCACCACGGUCAGAGAGUGGAGGACUUGGAGUUAGCAUGGUGGAGUAUGUGUUGAGCUCAUCUCCUGGAGAUUCCUGCCUAAGGAAAGGAGGAUUUGGGCCAAGGGAUGCAGAGAAUGAUGAGAAUGACAAAGGGGACAAGAAAAAUAAGGGCACAUUUGAUGGCGAUAAAUUAGGAGAUCUGAAGGAGGAGGGGGAUGUGAUGGAUAAAACAAAUGGUUUGCCGGUGCAGAACGGAAUCGACGCAGAUGUCAAAGACUUCAGCCGUACACCUGGGAACUGCCAGAACUCUGCUAGUGAAGUCGAUCUCCUGGGUCCAAACCAGAAUGGAUCAGAGGGCUUAGCCCAACUGGCCAGUACUAAUGGUGCCAAGCCAGUGGAGGAUUUCUCCAACAUUGAGUCCCAGAGUGUCCCGCUGGAUCCCAUGGAGCACGUUGGCAUGGAGCCUCUUCAGUUUGAUUAUUCUGGCACUCAAGUACCUGUGGACUCGGCCGCAGCCACCGUGGGGCUCUUCGAUUACAAUUCCCAACAGCAGUUGUUCCAAAGACCCAAUGCACUUGCUGUUCAGCAGCUCACAGCAGCACAGCAGCAGCAGUACGCCUUGGCAGCUGCCCACCAGCCUCACAUAGCAGGUUUAGCUCCUGCUGCCUUUGUCCCCAACCCGUACAUCAUCAGUGCCGCUCCGCCGGGAACAGACCCGUACGCAGCCGGACUGGCGGCAGCUGCGACGUUAGGCCCAGCAGUGGUUCCUCACCAGUACUAUGGAGUUACACCCUGGGGAGUUUACCCUGCCAGUCUCUUCCAGCAGCAAGCUGCCGCGGCCGCCGCCGCCACCAACUCAGCAAAUCAGCAAACCACGCAGCAAACCCAGCAGGGCCAGCAGCAGGUUCUCCGUGGAGGAGCCAGUCAGCGUCCUUUGACCCCAAAUCAGAACCAGCAGGGACAGCAGACUGACCCACUGGUGGCUGCUGCAGCCGUCAAUUCUGCCCUGGCCUUUGGACAAGGGCUGGCAGCAGGGAUGCCAGGGUACCCAGUACUGGCUCCUGCUGCUUACUAUGACCAAACGGGUGCUCUUGUGGUGAAUGCAGGGGCCAGGAAUGGCCUGGGGGCCCCUGUCCGCCUGGUGGCCCCUGCUCCGGUCAUCAUCAGCUCCUCUGCUGCUCAGGCAGCGGUUGCAGCGGCUGCAGCUUCGGCCAACGGAGCCGCGGGCGGCCUGGCAGGAACCACAAACGGACCAUUUCGCCCUCUAGGAACUCAGCAGCCCCAACCCCAGCCCCAGCAGCAGCCCACCAACAACCUGGCAUCCAGCUCGUUUUAUGGCAACAACUCUCUCAGCAGCAAUUCCCAGAGCAGCUCCCUCUUUUCUCAGGGCUCUGCCCAGCCUGCCAACACUUCCCUGGGAUUCGGAAGCAGCAGCUCUCUUGGUGCCACACUGGGGUCUGCACUGGGAGGAUUUGGGACAGCAGUUGCUAACUCCAACACGGGCAGCGGCUCCCGCCGAGACUCCCUUACGGGGAGCAGUGACCUGUACAAGAGGACAUCCAGCAGUUUGACACCUAUAGGACACAGUUUUUAUAAUGGCCUUGGGUUUUCCUCCUCUCCUGGACCUGUGGGAAUGCCUCUGCCCAGCCAAGGACCUGGCCACUCUCAGACUCCACCACCUUCCUUAUCUUCACAUGGAUCAUCCUCGAGUUUAAACCUGGGAGGUCUCACCAACGGGAGCGGCCGGUACAUCUCAGCAGCUCCCGGGGCUGAGGCCAAGUACCGCAGCGCCAGCAGCGCCUCCAGCCUCUUCAGCCCCAGCAGCACCCUGUUCCCUUCCUCCCGCCUGCGCUACGGCAUGUCCGACGUGAUGCCCUCGGGCCGCAGCCGCCUGCUGGAGGAUUUCCGCAACAACCGCUACCCCAACCUGCAGCUGCGGGAGAUCGCCGGCCACAUCAUGGAGUUCUCCCAGGAUCAGCACGGAUCCAGGUUUAUCCAGCUGAAACUGGAGCGUGCUACCCCAGCAGAACGUCAGCUCGUGUUCAAUGAGAUCCUCCAGGCAGCUUAUCAGUUGAUGGUUGAUGUUUUUGGAAAUUAUGUCAUCCAGAAGUUCUUUGAAUUUGGCAGCCUGGAACAGAAGUUAGCCUUGGCAGAACGUAUCCGUGGGCACGUUCUGUCCCUGGCUCUGCAGAUGUAUGGCUGUAGGGUGAUCCAGAAGGCCCUGGAGUUUAUUCCCCCAGACCAGCAGGUAAUUAACGAGAUGGUACGGGAGCUGGAUGGCCACGUCCUCAAGUGUGUGAAAGACCAGAAUGGGAACCACGUGGUGCAGAAGUGUAUUGAGUGUGUGCAGCCUCAGUCCCUGCAGUUCAUCAUUGAUGCAUUUAAGGGACAGGUUUUUGCAUUGUCUACACAUCCCUAUGGCUGUCGUGUGAUCCAGAGGAUCCUUGAGCACUGUCUUCCUGAGCAGACCCUUCCCAUCUUGGAGGAACUUCACCAACACACCGAGCAGCUCGUUCAGGAUCAGUAUGGGAACUAUGUUAUCCAGCAUGUACUAGAACAUGGUCGGCCUGAGGAUAAGAGCAAGAUUGUAGCAGAAAUUAGAGGCAACGUGCUCGUGUUGAGUCAACAUAAAUUUGCUAGCAACGUGGUGGAGAAGUGCGUGACCCACGCCUCGCGCACGGAGCGCGCCAUGCUGAUCGACGAGGUGUGCACUAUGAACGAUGGCCCUCACAGUGCCUUAUACACCAUGAUGAAGGAUCAGUACGCCAACUACGUGGUGCAGAAGAUGAUCGACGUGGCAGAGCCAGCUCAGAGGAAGAUUGUCAUGCACAAGAUCCGGCCCCACAUCGCAACCCUGCGCAAAUACACCUACGGGAAACACAUCUUGGCCAAGCUGGAGAAGUACUACAUGAAGAAUGGGGUGGACCUGGGACCCAUCUGUGGGCCACCAAAUGGUAUCAUUUGAGGCAGCAAACGAGGCAGGAGCUCCCUGGCCAUCCAGCAUCUGCAACCAGCAACCCACAAUAUUCCAAUAUACAGUUAGAAAACGUUUUUUUUGGGGUUGCUAAACUGCUAAAAACAAACAAAAAAGAAAGAAAGAAAGAAAAAAAAAAAAAGCCUUUGUAAAUUUCUUUAACAUUAUUAUGCAUAACAUGUACUAAUUAUUUUUUUUAAUUAACUAAUUGCCCUGCUGUUUUACUGGUGUAUAGAAUACUUGUACAUAGGUAUCAAAUGUACAUGGAAAGGCCACAUUUUUUUGUUCACUGUUGUAUCUAUAUUCCAAAUGUGGAGACUUUCAGGGUGGUUGGUUUGAAGAAAACAAACAAAAAAAAACAAACCUGCAUUUUUAAUUCAUCUGCCUCGCAGGCAACU